Molecule: messenger RNA, 1188 nt
Organism: Penicillium cinerascens
Lineage: Eukaryota; Fungi; Ascomycota; Eurotiomycetes; Eurotiales; Aspergillaceae
Product: Zn(II)2Cys6 transcription factor domain-containing protein
Exons: 3
Coding region: 1-1188 (395 amino acids)
Biological process (GO): regulation of transcription by RNA polymerase II
Molecular function (GO): zinc ion binding; DNA-binding transcription factor activity, RNA polymerase II-specific
Source: RefSeq, a predicted model, not a curated record
AUGGCCUCGGCUGGUCCAAGGGAGGUCCGAGAGCGUAGGACCCUUCGGAGGUCGAGAUUUGGCUGCCGAAAUUGCAAGCUCAGAAAACUCAAGUGCGACGAAGGCAAACCACAUUGCAAUAGAUGUAGUUCCUUCGGCGUAUUAUGCAACUUCAUGUCUAAUAUUCCCGAUCUACAACCCAUCGCCCCUGAGACAGGGAGGCGAUUGGCGGUUCGUGAAACAGGGGAGCUUCAACCCCCGGUUACCAGUGCUGUCUGGACGGCGGACGAAUCCACAUCCUAUCAAUUGAACGCAAAGUGUCAGGAUUUCAUCACCCGAUAUCUUGGACGAAGUCUCAUUACCCCAGACGAUCCUAAUAUGAUACACGUCAAUCGCAAGCUCCUGAAACUAGCCUUCGCCCACCCUUUUUUAAUGCACGCCUCUCUGGCAGUGGCGCUUACAUACGACCGCCAUCUGAAUAGCUCAUUUGGCUGUCGUCGCAGUCUAGAAGAGUGUUAUCACUGGUCUCAGAGCACAGCUCUUCUCAGUAAGCGGUUAAGGGAACCGAUUGAAGCGAAAGAUAAGGAUCCAAUCUGGGGCACUGCGGCUGCUCUGACUAUAUUGGCCUUUUCGUCCCCUGAUGCAUACACGCCGGAAGAAUCGUGGCCUAUGAAGAUCUCUGGCCACUCUGACUUGGAUUGGUUACGUAUGAGCAAGGGUAAAAUGUCACUGUGGCAUAUAGUGAACCCGCUACGAUCGGAGAGUCUUUUCCGCGUGAUGGCGGCGACCUUUGCUCUUAUGCAUUCCCCCUUGCCAGAGAGGGGCAUAGACGGUAUACCACGGGCCUUGGCUGCCGUAUGUCUGCUCAAAGUAUCAUCUACGGUGAAAGACAAUCCGUAUUUCCAUGCCGCGCACGCAUUAUCCCAGACGCUGGACCUCCCGGAUAGCGAGGUCACAACGGGUCAAAUUCAACUUUUCUGGCGCAGUAUCAAUGGCGCAUUUGAAGACAUGCUCCGGAAAAGGGACCCUGUAGCGCUUUUGUUGCUGUAUCUAUGGUACCGCAAAGCAAGUCGCAGUAUAUGGUGGAUUGAACUUAGAGCCAGAGUGGAAAGUCCUUCUAUUUGCUCGUACCUACGGCUAUAUCACAAUGGGAAUGUUGCGGUACAGGCAUUCCUUCCAGGAGGUGCUCUCGCCGACAGUUGGAAUUAG